CACGAGAUACAUAUAAGCGAUGUACAGUGACCUUUAAACUUGCGAGUUAAGUUCUUAUCACUCAAUUAAAAAAAAUACGAAAAAUUAUGUCCACUAUUGAAAAGGAUUAUAAAAUAGUACCACUUCAUAAACGACCAGAUUUAAUUCCAGAGUGUUGUACAUUAUUGAAUUCUGAAUGGCCAAGAAGUGAAACUGCACGGUUAAAAUUUCUAAAUGUAUCAUGUGACGAAUUUCCCAUAUGUUUUAUACUUAUUGAUAAAGAAGACAGAGUCCUUGGUCAUUGUAAAAUAUCUUUGAUACCUAGAUUACGUAACAGUUGUUUUAUACAAUCGGUAUUAAUUGACUAUCAAUGUAGAUCUCGAGGACUUGGAUCUAGACUAUUACGAGGUGUUGAAGAAUAUGUAGCAAAGAAAGGAAUUAAAAAUGUAUAUUUAAUCACUAAAGGCCAAGAAGUUUUUUACUUUAAAAAUGGAUAUAAAGAGUGUGAUCCAUUUAAAGCAUCAGGAAUCAAUGAUGUUGUAUAUUCUAAUGCAGCAUUUACUAAAGCAAAACUUAAAGAGAAAAGUACACAAUGUUGUGGUCCACCACCACCUCCAAUGCCAAAUUUUCAGAUGCCAAAAUUCUAUGAUUUAGGUGUUACAACACAUAGAACACACAUGGUGAAAAAAUUAUGAUCAUAAACAGUGACAGUCAAUUUUACUUCUACAAGAUUCUUUUAUAUUCCAC
Eufriesea mexicana is the source of this 726-nucleotide messenger RNA. It is a transcript of the gene Naa80, whose product is annotated as N-alpha-acetyltransferase 80. The transcript has 4 exons. Gene Ontology annotation, biological process: protein acetylation. Bases 87 to 674 code for a protein of 195 amino acids. NCBI's taxonomy places the organism in Eukaryota, Metazoa, Arthropoda, Insecta, Hymenoptera, Apidae. The record is from RefSeq and is a predicted model, not a curated record. Gene Ontology annotation, cellular component: cytoplasm. Gene Ontology annotation, molecular function: N-acetyltransferase activity; acetyl-CoA binding.